This is a messenger RNA of Symbiodinium necroappetens, 720 nucleotides long. Lineage: Eukaryota; Dinophyceae; Suessiales; Symbiodiniaceae. The record is from the annotation of a GenBank genome assembly.
AUGCCGCUGACGUUCCAUCGGAGAUACUCCGCCGGCCUCCGCGCGAUUCCGGCCUUCCUCCGGAAGCUCUUCCUGGAUUCCAGGCUUCGUGAAGCCUACAACCGGAGCACAGAUGAUGUGAUCAAGGCCAUGCAUACGACAAGAUCGAUGAAGGAGUAUGUUGGGGAUCUGCCACUGGACGAAGAGAUCAUCGCCAAAGGGAGGAGCGAGGCAGGUCUGUAUGAGGACCAAAUCGUGGACUACAUCUUCCCGGUCAUGGUCAGCGCGCAAGAGUUCUACGAGUCUGCCUGCCCCGAGCUGUUUGCAGAGGGCCAACGCACGUUGCGGCGGCUCCGAGACUUUGCUGCGGACGGCCGGCCCAACAGCCCGAAGUUCAAGCAGAUGUUUCCGGUGCUUUUUGUGGCACCCGCUGGUUCACGGGCGAUUCCGCUUCAUCAGCAUGGGCCAUACAACGACAACUUGCUCUGGAUGCUGCACGGCUCCAAGCGCGUCGUCGUGUCGGCGCCUUCCUCCACCGAGUGGCUCUAUGAGCGGCCUGAAUUUGGAGGAAGCGAGUAUGCGGAUCGAGUUUUCUCCGCAGACAUAGUUCAGCCCGAUGCAGGCCGGCAGCCGAACGUGGCUUUCGUGCGGGGCAUGGAGGGCGUGGUGAAUGCCGGAGAGCUGAUCUACCUUCCGGUGAACACGCCGCAUGCGGUGCAAACCACCGAGAGCAGCCCGAGU